AUGAUGGGAGGAAAAGUUGUAGUUUCAGUAGUAUCCCUGAUUCUCGUCGUCGGAGUGAUCAUCGGUGCGGUAGCGGUUGUAAAACAUGGAGAAGAUUCCAAGAAUAACAACGUCGCCGGCUCCUCAAUGAAAUCCGUCACCACCUUCUGCGAGUCCACCAACUUCAAAGAUGCCUGUGCCAAGAGCGUUGAGUCCGUCGCCAACAAUGCAACCGCAUCCCCCAAGGACUACCUCAUGGCUGCCCUCAACGCUACCAUCCAAGAGGUCCAGAAGGCCUUGCAGGUCGCCAACGCCACCGGCUCAAAAGUCGACCCCAAGCAAGAUCCUUACAAUCACGUGGCCGCCCAAGACUGCCAAGAGCUGCUAGGCUACGCCGUCGACGAGCUCCAAGCUGCUUUCUCCACCGUUGGGGACAGCGAACUCCACACCCUCAACGAUCGGGUGGACGAGUUGCUCAACUGGUUGAGCGCCGUCUAUAGCUACCAAUCCGAUUGCCUCGACGAAUUCGAUAAGCCGGAGCUAAGAAGCGCCUUCCAGAACGGCAUGCUUAACGCCACUCAGCUCACCGACAAUGCCGUCAGCAUCGUCGCCAGCUUGUCCGACCUUCUCAAGGGUUUCAACAUCAGCCUCGGCAACAUCCUGCCCCCGGCUGGAGGCCGCCGUCUCCUCCAGAACAAUGACGUCAUGGGCCACGAGGAGAGUUUCCCACAAUGGUUUCCCGCCGGAGAUCGCAGGCUCUUGGCAGCGCACCGUCGCGGCGGAGUUCUGCCCAAUGCCGUGGUCGCCAAGGACGGAAGCGGACAAUUCAAGACCAUCUCCCAGGCCCUGGCAGCCUACCCGGCCAACUUGCAAGGCAGGUACGUCAUCUACGUCAAGGCCGGGAUCUACGAGGAGAACGUCAUCGUGGACAAGAAGCAGGCCAACGUGUUUAUCUACGGAGAUGGGGCAAAUAGGACCAUCGUGACGGGAAGAAAGAACUUUGGGAUCAUGCACAUCCAGACCUCCAACACCGCCACCUUUUCUGCCCUUGGGGACAGAUUCAUGGCCCGAGGGAUGACGUUCAGGAACACGGCGGGACCCGAGGGACAUCAGGCCGUGGCUCUCCGAAUCAUGGGAGACUUGGCGGCAGUGUUCGACUGCAAGAUGGAGGGAUUCCAAGACACGCUCUACUACCAGACGCACAGGCAGUUCUACCGCAACUGCGUCAUAUCGGGGACAGUCGACUUCAUCUUCGGAAAAGGUUCGGCGGUGAUCCAGAACAGCGUGAUCAUCGUGAGAAAAGGGUUGCCGAACCAGUACAACACAGUGACGGCGGACGGGAAAGAGCUGGAGAAGGACAGGACGGGACUGGUGCUGCAGAACUGCCAAAUAGUGGCAGAAGAUGCGCUGUUCCCGGUGAGGUUCCAGGUUGCCAAUUACUUGGGACGACCCUGGAAGAAAUUCGCAAAGACGGUGAUCAUGCAGACGGAGAUCGGGGAUCUGAUCCGUCCACAAGGGUACAUUGAGUGGCAGGGGGAGACUUUUGAGAAAACCAGCGAAUAUCUGGAGUUCGCGAAUCGGGGGCCGGGAGCAGUGGCACCCAGGAACAAGAAUUUCACCCGCAGCCGCUUCAUUGAAGGACGGGAGGCUUCUCUGUACACGGUUGAUAGUUUCAUUCAAGGCCAUCGCUGGUUAAGAGCCGCCGGUCUACCUUUCACCCCCGGUUUGUGA
Coffea eugenioides is the source of this 1710-nucleotide messenger RNA. RefSeq names its product pectinesterase 4-like. NCBI's taxonomy places the organism in Eukaryota, Viridiplantae, Streptophyta, Magnoliopsida, Gentianales, Rubiaceae. Gene Ontology annotation, biological process: cell wall modification. Gene Ontology annotation, molecular function: pectinesterase activity; pectinesterase inhibitor activity. The record is from RefSeq and is a predicted model, not a curated record. Bases 1 to 1710 code for a protein of 569 amino acids. The transcript has a single exon.